Messenger RNA from Leptosia nina, 438 nucleotides. NCBI's taxonomy places the organism in Eukaryota, Metazoa, Arthropoda, Insecta, Lepidoptera, Pieridae. The record is from the annotation of a GenBank genome assembly.
AUGAAGAGCCGCAAGUGGACCAUGCGCUUAUUUUAUCAUUUCCUGGACCUCGCAGUUAUAAAUUCAUGGGUUAUGUUCAAGAAGGUAAAUAAUAUAAAAGGAAAUGAUCAACUUCUCAAUUUGGGUACAUUUAGACUAGAACUUGCCGAAACCCUCUGCAAAUUGGGUCUACCUGCAAAUGGCGCUAAACGUGGUCGACCUAGUGGGAGCACAAUACAAAGAGAACUAGUAAUGAAGAAGUUCCGAGGACCAGCUCAAGCAAUUCCUUUGAAAGACGUCAGAUUGGAUCAGACAUGUCAUUGGCAGUUUGGCUGGAUAAGCAGCAGAGGUGCAAAUUCCCGAAAUAUUCAGGAUUUACGUUCAAAAUGUGCCAAAAAUGUCGUGUAUCUUUAUGUGAUACGAAAAAAAGCAAUUGUUUUUAUAAAUAUCAUAAUUUAG